Polyodon spathula (Mississippi paddlefish) is the source of this 4820-nucleotide messenger RNA. Its product is annotated as tubulin polyglutamylase TTLL7-like. The transcript is spliced from 21 exons. Gene Ontology annotation, molecular function: tubulin binding; tubulin-glutamic acid ligase activity. Lineage: Eukaryota; Metazoa; Chordata; Actinopteri; Acipenseriformes; Polyodontidae. The record is from RefSeq and is a predicted model, not a curated record. The coding region runs from base 220 to 3012 and encodes 930 amino acids. Gene Ontology annotation, cellular component: cilium. Gene Ontology annotation, biological process: protein polyglutamylation; microtubule cytoskeleton organization.
GAACCCAGCAGGAAGGUUGAUUGGAGGAAUGUCUAUGUCACCAUCAGCUGCAUUAAAAAAAUAAAUGAAAUAACGUACCCUGUAACAUUUAUAAAAGAGAUCGGCAUUGCUGGAUUUAACCAAGGAAAGCUGUAAAACAAAUACUGGAUAAUAACAGAGCCUGGAGAUUCUGCCUGCCGCAAUGGUGUUAGAAAGCAAUUAAGAUAAAAAGAUCUGUGAAUGCCUGCCCAGAAUCCAGAGAGCCUGGCAGAAAAUUCAGACAGUGUCAUCAAAUCUUCAAAGUGUGCAAUGCCCUCUUUUCCUAAUGAUGCAGAAGAUCACGGGACAUCCCUGCUGCAGUCUGACUCCCCAUAUCAAAGCAAAAGAAAAGUGAGACAGAAGAAGAAAAAGAAGAAGAAAGGCACUAUAUCUGCAAAUGUGGCUGGAACAAAAUAUGAAAUAGUUCGUGUAGUCAUAGAUGAGAUGGUGUUUAUGAAAACCCGAGAUGAAGAUGACACAGCUAAUCUCAUCUGGAACGACUCCGCGGUACAGCAUGAGAAAAUCGCUGAGCUCAGGAACUAUCAGAGAAUUAACCAUUUUCCGGGAAUGGGAGAAAUCUGCCGCAAAGACUGCCUAGCAAGAAACAUGGCCAAAAUGAUAAAGAGCCAGUCACAAGAAUAUGGCUUCAUUCCCAAAACAUGGAUCUUUCCUGCCGAGUACACCCAGUUCCAGAACUACGUGAAGGAGCUGCGAAAGAAACGCAAGCAGAAGACAUUUAUUGUGAAGCCAGCCAAUGGCGCAAUGGGUCAUGGGAUCUCGUUAAUAAGAAACUGUGAGAAGCUUCCAGUUCAGGACCAUUUCAUAGUCCAGGAAUACCUCGAUAAGCCGUUUCUUAUGGAGGGAUACAAGUUUGACUUGAGGAUUUACAUACUGGUCACGUCAUGUGACCCAUUACGCAUCUUCUUAUACAAUGAUGGGCUUGUGAGAAUGGGCACUGAGAAGUACCAUCCACCGAGCGAUACCAACUUGAGCCAGCUGUACAUGCAUCUGACCAACUAUUCUGUGAAUAAGCACAAUGAGAACUUUGAGCGAGAUGAAACGGCAGACAAAGGCAGCAAGCGUUCCAUCAGCUGGUUCACAGAAUUUCUACGAAUCAACGAUUAUGAUGUGUCCCAAUUCUGGGGGGAUGUCUCUGAGCUAGUGGUGAAGACGCUGAUUGUAGCAGAGCCUCAUGUUCUUCAUGCGUAUCGUAUGUGUCGACCUGGACAGCCACCUGGAAGUGACAGUGUCUGCUUUGAGAUCCUAGGUUUCGACAUAAUAUUGGACCGAAAAUUGAAACCUUGGCUGCUUGAGAUUAAUCGUGCUCCAAGUUUUGGCACGGACCAGAAGAUCGAUUACGAUGUGAAGAAGGGAGUUCUCCUCAAUGCCCUGAGGCUGCUAAACAUCAGAGCCAGUGAUAAAAAGAGAAAUUUAGCCCAGCAGAAAGCUGAGGCACAGAAAAGGCUUUAUGGACGGGGCUCCGUGAAGAGGCUGUCACCGUGUUCCUCAGAGUGGGAGAAGCAGCGCCACACACUGGAGCGAAGAAGAGAGGAACUGAAAGAAAGACUGGCCCAAGUGCGCAAGCAGUUGUCAAGAGAGGAGUAUGAAAACAGACAUCUAGGGAAUUACAGACGCAUCUACCCUCCAGAUGACAAGCAGCUUCUGGAAAAGUAUGAAAGCCUCCUUUCUACUGCUUUUCAGACCUUCCUUGCUGGGAGAGCAGCUUCACUUCAAAAGGAAAUGAAUAACCCACUGAAACGAAUGAAGGAAGAAGAUAUUUUAGACCUUCUGGAACAGUGCGAGCUCGAUGAUGAAAAACUCAUGGGAAAGUCAACGAGGCAAAGAGGGCCUAAGCCAUUGUCUUCGAUGCCUGAAAGCACCCAGACGCCAAAGAAACAAAGAGAUGACAGCAGCAACACCAGCUGCAACAGCUGCAGCACUUCGGCAUCAGAAGAGGAAGAUGAAAAGGAAGAUCUCUUGGAGACGAAAGAGAAGAAGGUUUCAUACAACCUAGAAGAAAACAAGUACCACUCCCUUGAGCGUUCAAGCAGGAUCAAUUCGAAAUCUCCAAUCAAGCCAACCAAAGCUGGCCCCUCAGCAUCUCCGUCACUUUCUGCCCCAAUCAGACGCUCUAUAUCAUGUCCCCGCUCUAUAUCCUCUGUAACUGCACAGUCACCAACUAAUGAGCAGAGGGCUGUGUCGUCAAAACCAUCCGCUCCCGUGCUUCGAACCACUGUCACCCGCUCCCACUCUCUGAAUCGCAGCGGCUCAGUCAACCGAGUGCCCCACAGCACCAGCCUGGGCACCAUUCACUCUGCAGUGGGAGAAUCUUUGCUCAACCUCAGAACAAAAGAACAGGAGGCAGCAAUGACAAGGCAGACUCUGGCUGCUCUGAAUGAAAUGAGAAUUCGGUUCCCAGGAAAAACAGAGGAGGAGGCAGAGCUGAUGCUGGAUGAUAUACUGGAUAACUGGAAAUAUCAUAAACCAAAAGUGGCCUCCUACUGGCUUGUGAAGUUAGAUUCUACAAAACAAAGGAAGGUUUUGGACAUAGUUAGAACAAAUCUCCGCUCUGCUGUGCAGAGGAUCUGGAAGGAGCCUGACGUUGACAGUUUACAUAUAUACCGCCUUUUUAGUCGUGUUUUCAAUCGCCUACUCUGGAGCCAUGGACAAGGGCUUUGGAACUGCUUCUCCAAUUCGGGGUCCUCGUGGGAAACCAUUUUCAACAAAAGCACAGAGAUGGUCACCCCUCAGGAACUCCAGUGCUGCCAGAGGCUAGUACAGCUUUGCAGAGACUGCCUUUUAGUGGUUUAUAAGUUUGUAGCAGAUUCCAGGGGCUCGUUAACCGGGCUCAGUCCAGAAUGGGAUGACACAAGGUAUCUGUGGCCAGUCACAUCCCAGUUCAUCAUGAAGUCACCGCCUUCAAGCUUCAACCGCACCCCUUCAGGAAUGCCUCGAUCCCGCAGCCUGCUCUCUACAAGGGUGGGCCAGUUCUAAUCAAAUGGAAAGGUUGCAAUGCUUUAUAAAUAAUCCUAAUCCAUUUGAAAAGAAAUCUUUGAAGCCGAGUUAAAAUAUAUCUGCUGUAUCAUAUUUGCUCGCUGUACAGUGUCAUAGUACUGUAAUGAAAAAAAACUAAUUUAUUUUAAGAUGUAAAAAAUAUUGUUUCACCAGUGAACACAAGAAUGCUUCAGUGAAAUUUAGACAGAAUGAGAUAUCAAGUAAUCGCUUGCGAAAAUGCUUAUUUUUGCUAUUUGUGGCAAAUGCAAACAAACAAACAAACAAAAAAGAUUGUAGUGCUUAUUCAAGUAUACAGAGCUUUUUUUUUUUUUUUGUUACUUCAAACAUUUUAGGGUUGGUUUGAAAGAUUUGAGAUUUGGCAUGAGAGAUUCUUUAACAGAGUUCCAUUCCAGUCUCAAAAAGUGUUGUCCCUGUAUGUACAGUAGGAACCCAAACAGGUUGUGCCUUUUAAGAUGGGUUCUCUCAAUAUGAAUAAAUAAAUGCACUCAGAGACAUAUCUGCAAGCAAGAGAAAUAUUAAAUGUACAUUUAGCUUUCAAUAGGAGUGAAAAACAAAAAGCCAAAAUUGCAUCAAUGCUUACAGUAUAAACAGAGGGCUAUGCAGCACUUUGUACUACCAAGGUCCUCUGUUUAUUUAUUGUAUUUGCCAUAUACAGUGGUGACAUCCUACACUGUCAUGUCUGCUUUAUGUUACAUUGGGAACAAAGCCAACAGAAAACAAAGCACUGUCAUAUUGUUUUGUUACAGUAAAAGUUAAUUGCAAACUGGUUGAAGGUUAAGAGUGCGAAACGUUUAAGAAAACAAAAAUAAUUCUUAUUUAAGAAAUAUAUACCGCAGCUUUUGAAGUACUUUAAUUAUUGCAGCAAGCUGCAAAAUUUCCUGGAUGUUAUUACAAGCUGCACAGAUCUUUUCAUGUACAGCAAACCUGUCAGUUGGACAGAAUGUUGCUUUCGGGAUAAGUGCUUGAUUCAGUAAACCUUCCCCCCCCCCCACACACAUUUAAGUAAGUUGAAAGGCUUUUUUUAAUACAUGUAUUUGUCAUUUUAAGGUAAUAUGAUUUUUUUUACAAUUCCAAUUUUGAGAGCGAAAGUAGGUUAUUGAACAAAUGUAUUUUGUACCACAAAAACAUGUCCUAUUUUAUCUGAAGUGCUUUGUUUUAUACACAGAGUAGGUUCUGUUGUAGGCUUUUCGAGAUUGUCUUGUACAGCAUGUAAUGAAAUAAAGUGCCAGUUUCAAACUGAACACUAUGCAGUCAUUACUUUUCCUGUGCUGUAUCCUGGCAAUAUAUUUGUCAACAUAAUCUUAAUUGUUUUGAUCUUUUUAUUCACAUCAUGCGUCUUGAAGCAGCUGGGGGAAUACAACCAAAAACAUUUCUCAGGAUAACGAGGGUGUGUCUUGUGAACAUCAUAGUGUAUCCAGAUCAUGCUCCCUCCUGCAACUCAUUUUCAGUUACCACAAUAGCCAUUCAUUUCUCUAUGCCAGUAAGACAAAUCCUCUUUCUCCUGGCACAAGUGAAAUGUUCCCAGCUUUAUUCCCCAGCUGAUCUAUCACCCAUGGUGUUUGAAAAACAAUUGAGAUGAUGCUGAAAAAUAUAUAGCUGCAAUAAGGAUAAUACCGGAAAAGGUAAAGUAACUCGCUUCUUACAAACACAGCAUAGUGUCCUAUAACCCUUAUAGACUGCAGAGUAUUUCAUUCUUAUUGCAAAAUGCUACAAUGAUUACACCGUGUAACAAAUUUUUUUUUUUUUUGUUGUUCCUGGGUAGUAAGUGUUAUUUCCUAAUUGCUUAU